Panonychus citri (citrus red mite) is the source of this 1380-nucleotide messenger RNA. RefSeq names its product filamin-A-like. The transcript has a single exon. Lineage: Eukaryota; Metazoa; Arthropoda; Arachnida; Trombidiformes; Tetranychidae. Bases 374 to 952 code for a protein of 192 amino acids. Gene Ontology annotation, molecular function: actin filament binding. The record is from RefSeq and is a predicted model, not a curated record. Gene Ontology annotation, biological process: actin cytoskeleton organization.
ACUUUGCUACUUUUUUACAGAACAUGUAGAAACCCCUACACCUUAUUCAUCCAUCGUCGCAUAACUCCAUAGACUCAUUACCUCUCUCUUUCUUCCCUCCUCAUCUUUCCCACCCUCACUUCUGAAAAUAUUAUGAACCCACCGUUUGUACGCACUUUCCAUCAAAAAAUAGAAUACUUAUCGUCAUCCUCAAUAAGAAAUAUUCACUUGUUUCUUUAAGGAUAAGUUUUGUUUUCUCAUCAUCUUUCUUCGAGUUUUCCAGUUGAGUCUCAUCUCUUCGCUUGAGGUUUUUUUUCACUCGUUCUCUUAGUCGGACACUUCGUUCCUUUCAAAAGUUGUGUUAAGUUUCUUCAAAUAGGAUUAUAUAAGAAUCAUGUCUUCAAUUCUUGCCAAUGGUCCUGGUCUUUCUUCAGGUAAAGCAGGUGAACCCUGUAAAUUUACCAUUCUUUCACCUCCUGGAUCAACGAAAUUUAAUCCUGCCUCUUGUUCCGUUGCUUUCGAGGGUCCGUCAAAACCUGAGAUCAAAUUUGUGACCAACAAAGAUGGUACCGUUGAAUGUACUUGGACACCAAAGCUUCCAGGAAAUUAUAAAAUCUAUGUACGUUAUGAGGAUAAAGAAAUCGCUGGUUCACCUUUUCUGUGUAAAAUAACUGGAGGUGAAGAAUUGGCCAAACAACAGGUUGGAAAGAUAAAGUGCUCUGGUGCCGCAUUGAAAGAUGGUAAAACUCAUGUAACCAAUGAGAUUGUGGUGGAUACAAAGGAGUCAGGAAUCAUUGGUGGACUUAAUGUUUCCAUGGAAGGUCCUGCUAAACCGGAAAUCAAUUUCAAAAACACUUCAGGAGGCAUUUUGAUUCUUCAAUACAAACCAACCCAACCCGGUAACUAUAAGCUUCAUCUCAAGUUCCAAGAGAUUCAUGUUCCCGGUUCUCCGUUCCAAAUCAAAGUUACCUAAACACCAAAAAGAACAAACAAAAUAACCAAACAUCAACAAGAAAUUAUUAUGAAGGAAAUUCAGCAAAAAAAAAUAAAACAAAGAAAAGGAAAACAAAUUAACCAGAGAAAUAAAAAACUUACCAAUUGUAACUGAAGAUCAACAAAUUAUCCAACUAAUUGAUUAAAGAAAUUGUGAUGGUCAACAGAAAGAAUCUAAUCUAUGGUCACUAAACAAUUAAAAAAAGAAAGAAUUAAGUUAAUUUUCAACGAAAAUUAGAAAGAAAAUGUAAUCAAAGACAAAGAAAAACAUCAAAUAACCGAAUGAGUCACAAAUUUAUUUGUUCUUUUCCCUCCUUUUCUUUUCUUCUCUUUCUUCUUCUCUGUCUAAUUUUCUUUUUUGUUCUUCUUGACAUAAAAUUGACAUAAAAUUGUUGUUCAAAGUGAAAA